AUGGGGAGUGAGGGGGAGAUGGGGGUAGGGGUAGAGGCAGUGGCAGCAGAGGUUGCAGGUACAGCAGGGUUUGGUGCAGCGCUGGCAGCAAGAGACGGGUCAAGAGAUGGUGGGUCGUGCGGUGCUGCCAGCCCUGCUAACAGCAGCAGCAGCAGUAAUCCUGGAAUGGGGAGCAAUGAGCAGCAGGCAUUCCCCAUCCCCUUCCCUUCCUCGUUCUCUUCCUCGUCCUCCCAAGCCGGGUUCCAAACCAGCCGGGUAGACUCGGCGGACUGCCACCGUUUCCCCCCGGACCAGAUUCUUCGAGCCACGGGGGGGUUCUCGCCCUCUCAGCUGAUUGGCCGAGGCAGGCUCGGGCCGAGCUACCGGGGCGAGAUAUUCGGAUGCCAGGUGGCAAUCAAACUGCUAACUGUGCAUCACGAGGCGUCUGUAAGAACAGAGAAGAACGAGAAGACUGAGAAGAAUGCAGAAGAUGGGGCAGAGGGAGGAGCAACGCAGGAAGGAGAGAAAAUGGUGGUGGAGGGAGAUGGUGCUGCUGUUGCCUCAUCGGCGGUGCAGGCAGCGGUGCAGGCAGCAGUGGACGUGCUGAGGCGUCUCAGGCAUCCCCACCUGCUGCUGCUGAUGGGUCACUGCCCUGAGUACCCCUGCCUUGUGUAUGAGUUCGCUCCUGGGGGCAGCCUCUCUGCUCGCCUCUCCCGCAUCCACUCCCUCAUUGCUGCUGCCACCGCUGCUGCCGCUGGUGAUGGUGGUGGUGGUGCUGCUGCUACUGCAGCAGAGGAGGGUGCUGGUAACAGCAGCAGCGGUGCAGGGGGCGGUGCCGCUGCUUCUCCUGCCCGAGAAAGGAUGACUUAUGGGGAGGAGGAGGAGGAGGAGUUGGACACGCUGUGGCUCUCGUGGGUGGACCGGCUUCGACUGGCAUCUGAGCUGGCAGGCGCGCUGCUCUUCAUGCACCAGCACUCGCCGCCCGUGCUGCACGGCGCCCUGACUCUACAGAACGUGCUUCUAGACCGCAACUCCGCGUGCAAACUCAGCGGCGCUGGCCUCUCCUUCUCCUCAUCCUCGUCUCACUUCUCUGGCAGUCCAGGAUACAGCUCUGCCUCUGCCACUGCUGAGUCUAACCCCAGCAGCAGCGCAGCAGCAGGAGUGGAAGGUCCAUGCCAGCAUGGCAGCAGCAGCACGGGCGUACUAAGUGACGAUGUGCAUGCCUAUGGUAUUGUGGUGUUACAGUUGGUAACCGGCAUCACCAGCCCAUCACUGAUCCUCUCCCUCAUGCAUACGUACCCAGCAGCAGGAGGGGAAGCUGAGGGAGGGGUGUCUGGGGGAGGUGUUACCUGUGGGUUCAAUUUGGCUGAAGCUGUCGACAUAUUUUUGAGCCGACUGGAUGUGACGGCGGGGGAAUGGCCUGUUGAAAUGGCAUCUGUUGUGGUGCUCCUGGCGCUGCGCUGUGCUUCAGGGCAGGCGGAGCUUCGGCCGGACCUGGCGGCUGAAGUGCAGCCGGCUCUGUCAGCUUUGGCUCGGGAAGCGGAGGAGAGUUUUGGGCGGGCAGCCCGGCAGAUGCUGCGGUCUGCCUUGAGAAAGCGGGACUAUACGUGCUUUCAAAAGCGGGUGGUAAAGAUUGAGGGUGAGGCAUCUCCUGCAGCUGUUCAUGACACAACAAAGCAUCACAGAGUUAGGAAGCUGAUGGAGUCUCUGGUUCCUCACAAGUCUCCUUCGAUGCCUAGCGUGGCUCCAUUGUCCUUGAUCAUUCACUUCAGACUAUUCUACCGUUCGGUUGAUGUGCCUGUGAAAGCUUUAAAUGGCUUCCGCGAAAGUGAGUCCUCUCCACCUCCUCCUGAUUGCUCACACGACGACGACGACCGAAGCGAUCCGCCUGCGACGUCUGCGACAUGUGCGAAUCCCGCGAAUGGUGUCGCCAGCCCAAGUGCAGACGCGAAGACGCCCGGAUCCCCAAGGCCAGGGGAAGGCAGUUCGAGAGUGUGGCAGCACCUUCUCGGAUCUUUCGUCUUCCAAUGGGCCUCAUGGCUAGGCCAGCUCAUGGCGGGUGCACGCACCAAAGUUCUUGCUCUGGGCGGCUCUUUUGCCUCCACGCUGCUGCUCCCCCCGCACGCGCGCGCACCCUCCCGCGGAGGCCCCCCGCAGUUGCGCGGGGGAGUCCCCGCCCUCCCCCCCAUCACCCUCUCCGAGCCCCAGGAGCGGUGCCUGAAGCAGCUACAAACGAGGAUACAGCCGCCUUUUGAAAACGACAAGGAGGAGCAUAGAUUGGCGCUGGUAGAGCUGUGGGAGCAGGCGUAUCCGGGGCGGGUGUUGACUGAAGAGGUGGAGGUGGCGGGGUGGAAGGAGAUGGGGUGGCAGGGGAAGAACCCGGCCUCGGAUUUCAGGGGCGGGGGUUUUUUCGCGCUGGAGAAUCUGGUGUACUAUGCUCGCACGUACCCGAGGUCGUUUCAACGUAUUAUGCACAAGCAGGAGGGUCGCAGGGCAGAGUGGGAGUACCCCUUUGGAGCAGCAGGGGUGAACAUCACCGUACUCCUAAUAAGCAUCCUCGACUUGCGCAAAGACAUCCCCGCAACGGUUGCUGGACGGGCCUUCCUGAAGAUCCUACCAGAGCACCCCACGGCGUUUGAGGAUCUCUACUGUGUGACGUUUGAGAUGCUCGAUGCUAACUGGCUGGAGCUCAAGGCGUCUUACAUGGAGUUCAAUGUCGUCAUGCAAGCCACGCGAGCAGAGCUGGAGCGCCACAUGUGCCAGCCCAGCUUCACUGCCAUCUCCGACCUUCCCGUCUUCGCCAGACUCACAGCAGAGUAG
Messenger RNA from Closterium sp. Yama58-4, 2799 nucleotides. Lineage: Eukaryota; Viridiplantae; Streptophyta; Zygnematophyceae; Desmidiales; Closteriaceae. The record is from the annotation of a GenBank genome assembly.